Nematocida ausubeli is the source of this 1017-nucleotide messenger RNA. RefSeq lists its product as uncharacterized. Gene Ontology annotation, molecular function: protein tyrosine phosphatase activator activity; peptidyl-prolyl cis-trans isomerase activity. NCBI's taxonomy places the organism in Eukaryota, Fungi, Microsporidia. The coding region runs from base 1 to 1017 and encodes 338 amino acids. Gene Ontology annotation, cellular component: protein phosphatase type 2A complex; nucleus; cytoplasm. Gene Ontology annotation, biological process: mitotic spindle organization. The transcript has a single exon. The record is from RefSeq and is a predicted model, not a curated record.
AUGGUAAAAAUAUUAUACAAAAUAGACCCAGAACACAGGGAUGUGGCAAAGUUCAAGUCGUCCGCAGCAUACAAGACCAUUCAACACUAUCUCUCUGAAAUUGACCUGAAAAUACAAAAUGGAGAGAUACUUGGGGAUACAGAAAGAUAUUACGAUAUAUCGGAAACACGCACAGUCAAGGAAAUAGAGGAAAAGAUAGAAAGAGAAAGAAAAGAAGGUAAGAGUGACCUACAAAAAGAGGACAUCUUGACUCCGUGCAAUUUAUUUUUGAUGCAAAUAGAAGAGAUAAUCAGAGAAGUUCCACUAGAGGAGGGCAGCCAGAGAUACGGUAACAAAGGGUUCAUCAAUUUCGCAGAGAGAGUGCUCAUAGAAGGGGAAAGGCUUAUGAAAGAAUCAUUUCCCGACCUUUCCAACAAAGACAUAUCCAUACUCCAGGAAUAUUUGCAAGAGUCCUUUGGAAAUAAGUCUAGAAUUGAUUACGGCACAGGCCAUGAGCUAAACUUCUUUUGCUUUGUGAUUAUUCUGAUAAUAAAGAAGGUAGUCAAAGAAAAGUCCGUCUUACUAGUUCUUGAGCAGUAUUUCAGCAUAAUUCGGCUAUUAAUCUUGAAGUAUAAGCUUGAGCCAGCAGGAAGCCAUGGGAUGGGCGGGUUGGAUGACUACCAGCUGCUUCCUUUUCUGUUUGGGUCCUCACAGUUCUGCAAAAGAGAGGGAUUUCUUUUUGCAUCGCUGUUUAGCGAGGAGAAAAAAGGUCUUUCCUACGCAAAAGCACUGAGAUUCAUCCAUAUUGACAAAACAUUCCCCCCAAGCAAGUACUCCUAUAAAGAGAGGAUUGAGAAAUAUCAUACAAUUGAACUAAAGGAAGAACCCUUCUCACAUCACUCCAUAACUAUAUACUCGCUGCGUUCUGUGCCCCUUAUAAAAAUAAACAAAGGCAUGAUGAAAAUGUACGAUGGAGUGGUUCUUUCCCCCUAUGCAGUUAUUCAGCACUUUAUUCCUAGUGAGUAUCUUCCUAUUUAA